Bolinopsis microptera is the source of this 2793-nucleotide messenger RNA. RefSeq names its product O-acyltransferase like protein-like. The transcript has a single exon. The record is from RefSeq and is a predicted model, not a curated record. Gene Ontology annotation, molecular function: acyltransferase activity, transferring groups other than amino-acyl groups. The coding region runs from base 129 to 2330 and encodes 733 amino acids. NCBI's taxonomy places the organism in Eukaryota, Metazoa, Ctenophora, Tentaculata, Lobata, Bolinopsidae.
AGGGCCUGUAAAUAAGCAAUGUACAUACUACUUACUUACCUGGUUACCAUGGCAACAACUUUUUUAUUCAUAAUUUCAGUUGCUAACAAACUCCAUUUUGUAGGUUAAGUUCAUAAGUAAAAAGUUGAAUGAUCUUGGUGCAGAAGAUUCUCUUCAUCUGCCUCGUCAUAGAACAGACCUCAGGUAACCCAUGGCAACAAAAUCUACCUACCUGGUUACCAUGGCAACCACUAGCUGUCCCACCUUACAUCCCUGACACACUACAACAAGCAAUGCUUGCUAACCUAACCUCACACUCUCUCUUCUCAAGCUUCAAAGGGUUUGGUAACCUUGGUAACCUUGGUAACCUUGGUAACCAGACUCAGUGCAAUGCUAAACUCUCCCAACUCACAUCCGGUCUCACUUCAUUCAACCCGGAGAGUAUAGCGUUUAUAGACGCUCUUGGUAAACCGGGUCCAGGUGUAACUACAGGGAACUUCCUGUGGCUGGGGAACUACGAAAUGUGCGGGACAGGAGCACUGGGGAAUAAAAGUACAGGGUACAGGUAUGAGAACUGUGUUGUCUCCGCACCGCUCACUCUAGGAGGCUACCCUCUUGCUCUUGUGUGGACAGGCUGCAGUCCUCCCGAGUGUAGAAGCACUGCUGAUCUACAGGAUGUCUUCAAGCAGAUUGCUGCUCUGAUCAAUAAAUCAGGGAUUAUUCACACUGACCCAGCCAAGUGGGUUGCACAGUGUGAUGUUAAACAAGAGUUUGAUGCCGGAGCCUAUGCAGCUGUCACUAUCAUCUCCAUCUUCACACUCCUGGUCGUGGUAGGCACACUGUGGUACCUCUUGGAACCAAUAAUAAUAAGCUUCAUGGAGGGUGGUAAAGACGAUACAACAGUGCUAGUUGACGCGGAGGAAACCCCGUACGAAGAUGUAGACAAGCAGCCCACUGAGGAGAAGUACCGGUCACCCAACCAGCCGGAGUGGUUACUGGGCAGGUUUAUGAAGUGUUUCGCUCUGCAGAGGACCAUGGAGACUCUCUUCUCCACCGCUACUAAACCAGGCCAGGUGCUCUGUCUGAACGGCAUCAGGGUUCUCAGUAUCAACUGGGUGGUUCUAGGACACUCAUACCUCUUAGCAAUAACAGUCUCCACCUACAAUGGGUUCACUUACGCAACUCAGCUCCUGAAGAGAAGAAACUUCCUGAUCAUAUUUAAUGGUUUCCCUUCUGUUGACUCCUUCUUUGCUCUGAGCGGGUUCCUGGUGACAUACCUCCUGUUAAAGCAGCUUACUAAGAGAGGUGGUCUAACUCCACUACAAUGGAUAGCGUUCUACUUCCACAGGUACGUAAGACUGACACUACCCUACUUGGUAGCAAUGCUGAUUGAAGGGUGGCUCUACAGACUGGUCAUGACAGGACCCACUGCUCAACAAGUAACCUCCUCACCACAGAGUUCCCAUGCAAUGUGUGAGAGGUACUGGUACACUAACCUCCUCUACAUAAACAACCUGGUUCCCUGGAAGAACAGUGGGUCAGAAGCCUGUGUGGGGCAGGGCUGGUACCUUGCUAAUGACAUGCAGUUCUUCCUCGUAGCUCCUCUCUUCAUAGUGCUACUGUUAGGGAGACCUUUACUUGGAGUGAUGGUUACUGGUGGUACUAUACUCUGUAGUGCUAUCACCACUGCUGUCAUCACAGCACAUUACCAUUUAGGACCUGCUUCAACUGCAGACCCUAACCCGGACCAGUUCUGGCUGCUGUACAAUAAACCCUGGAUCAGGAUAACACCGUAUCUAGUGGGGAUAUUAGGGGGCUGGUUCUAUUGGAAAUGGGGACAACAGGUCACAGAGAGAGUGAAGAUUCUGCCGGAGUGGCAGAAAGUGUUGUGUGCUACACCAAUAUGGGCAAUAACAGCUGCUGUGGAGUACGCUGUUGUAUUCGGGCUGUACCAUGAUAUACAGCUGAACAUCAACCAGGAAGGGAAACCGAGCGAAGUGGAGAGUGUAUCCUACCAGGGUCUAGCAAGGAUCGCCUGGUCUUUGUCCCUGACCACACAGAUCCUGAUGUGCCAGUGUGGUUUGGGAGGGUUCAUUAACUCCCUCCUCAGCUGGAGUGGGUGGCAGCUCCUCUCCAGACUCACUUACUCCGUCUUCCUCCUCCACCUGGGUCUGAUAACACUGCUGGCUGGUCAGAUGAGACAUGCUUUCUUCCUCAACCCUGACUUUGAGUUUGCUGUGUCUUAUCUGGGCAUACUGACCAUGUCUUACCUCUCUGCUGCUGUUCUGUACCUUACUGUGGAACAACCUGUUGCUAACCUAGAGGGUAUCACAUAUAGGAAGAGUACGUAAUGCAGUGCCGCUGAGUGGCUCCUGUACGUGGUUACUAUGUGUGGUUACUAUGGGUGGUAACUAUGUGUGGUUACUAUGGGUGGUUACUAUGAGUGGUUACUAUGGGUGGUAACUAUGAGUGACUGUGUGCCAACUAUAAACUUAUAAAAACUAUGGUGCAUAAAGUGAAAAAGAUUCUACCAGGUUUCGCGUAUCACCAAUCGGACUGUAGAGAUCAAGUCUGAAAAAUUAGGUUUUUUUUUUCUGAUUUGCUAAUCCUCAGCAAUAUCAGAAGAGUUUGACUUUAGCAAGUAAAAGGACACAAUUGCUAUGCUAGUGUAUCUUGGAAAAUGGAAUGUUGAGUAAUUUUUGAGUCAUGUUUCACUUGUUGAUUUAAUUUUAGGAAUAAAUUGUUUCUGUAAUUUGUCCGAUCGAAUGUGAAUUAUUGUUUACUAUUAUGAUCUUUUGGAUGAUGAUUAAUCAC